UCCGCCCCAUUAUCCCUGAUGAGACAAAUGAAAAUAAGCCAUCUGUACAAGUAGUAAAGGAUACUGCAACUGUAUCUUGGACAGCCCCAGAGCAGGGUGAAGUAACAUCAUAUGGAAUCAAGUUCUGUGUAAAGGAUACCCUGAUAUGUGAGGAACAUCGUGUAGAUAACAGCACCACAUCUGCAGUGAUUAACAUCACAGAGGGGAAAGAAUACACAUUUACACUGAUUGUCUACCAAGGAGAUGAUGUUGUGUAUGAAUCUGAACCCUUUGCUCAAGAUCUUUCUUCAGAUGGUGAUGAUGGUGGAAUGGUAGGGCCAAUAGUGGGAGCAGUUGUAGCUGCUGUUAUUGCCUUUAUUGUGGUUGCUGUAGUCACUCUGUUUGUCAUUCGUCGCAGGAAAAGUCUACAAAAAGUCCGCCCCAUUAUCCCUGAUGAGACAAAUGAAAAUAAGCCAUCUGUACAAGUAGUAAAGGAUACUGCAACUGUGUCUUGGACAGCCCCAGAUCAGGGUGAAGUAACAUCAUAUGGAAUCGAGUACUGUGUAAAGGAUACCCUGAUAUGUGAGGAGCAUUGUGUAGAUAAUAGCAGCACAUCGGUAGUGAUUAACAUCACAGAGGGGAAAGAAUACACAUUUACAGUGAGAGUCUACCAAGGAGAUGAUGUUGUGUAUGAAUCUGAACCCUUUGCUCAAGAUCUUUCUUCAAAUGAUGAUGAUGGUGGAAUGGUAGGGCCAAUAGUGGGAGCAGUUGUAGCUGCUGUUAUUGCCUUUAUUGUGGUUGCUGUAGUCACUCUGUUUGUCAUUCGUCGCAGGAAAAGUCUACAAAAAGGAUCUGAAGUGGAGAUGUCUGCAAAUAACUCGUUGGUUGUUGGCAAUGAUUACAUUGGCUCAAAUGGUGGUGUAUCUAACCCAGCGUUAGAGGACGGGGACGUGGAAGAUAUUAACCCUUACGCCGAGUCUCCUCACCCCUCAGCUACAAAUGGCCGCCCGCUCAUAGCUGCUAAGCCAGCUAUUGCUGCUAAACCAGCUAAAACUGCGGGGGCAGCUGGAGUGGAAGGGCUGUAUGCCCAGCCAGACAAGAAGAAAAAACAGGAAAAAAGAGCCUCUAACUUGCCAGUUGAACCUCCUCUCGAUGCUUUGUAUGCUAGACCAGAUAAAUCUAAGAAAGAGGAGGGGAAAGAAGGGGCGGAGGCUGCAGCUUAUGUGCCCGAGGCAGGAAACAAGGAACAAGACCCUGGUGCAUUGUAUGCCAAACCUGAAAAGAAGAAAAAGAAGAAAGGAAAGGAGAAGGACGAAGAACUGACUACCCUGUAUGCCCAGCCUGAUAAAGGCAAGAAGAAGAAAAAGAAAGCUGAAGCCAAGCCAGCUUAUGAUGAGGAUGAGAACCCAUACCAGAAUGUGGAGAACAAGAAUGACCCUGGGGAGAACCCCUAUGCCAAUGUGGAGAGUGGAGGACAGGUGGUGGAGGAAAAGGUGGAGGAUCCCAAAGAUAGCGCUAAGGUAUAUAGAAAUAAUUAGCUUAAAAGACAGGUGUUUGUUUCAGGGGAGUGUAUCUUGUUCAAGCAUUUUUUCUUAAUCGUUGUUAUUAUUAUAUGUUGAAUUUUGUUUGCAAAUUCCUGAUCCAAAAACACCUGUUUCUUAUUGCUCUAAUUACCCCCCACCUUCAUUUAUUUGUUUCUUUAUUUUGUUUAU
Messenger RNA from Lingula anatina, 1691 nucleotides. RefSeq lists its product as uncharacterized. Gene Ontology annotation, biological process: cell-cell adhesion. Gene Ontology annotation, cellular component: plasma membrane; cell-cell junction. Lineage: Eukaryota; Metazoa; Brachiopoda; Lingulata; Lingulida; Lingulidae. Gene Ontology annotation, molecular function: cell adhesion molecule binding. The record is from RefSeq and is a predicted model, not a curated record.